AUGCAGUCUCUGAUGCAGACGCUGAUGCAGACGCUGAUGCAGACGCUGAUGCAGACGCUGAUGCUGAUGCAGACGCUGAUGCAGACGCUGAUGCAGUCUCUGAUGCAGACGCUGAUGCAGUCUCUGAUGCAGACGCUGAUGCAGACGCUGAUGCAGUCUCUGAUGCAGACGCUGAUGCAGACGCUGAUGCAGAUGCUGAUGCAGACGCUGAUGCAGUCGCUGAUGCAGACGCUGAUGCAGACGCCGAUGCAGACGCUGAUGCAGACGCUGAUGCAGACGCUGAUGCAGUCUCUGAUGCAGACGCUGAUGCAGUCUCUGAUGCAGACGCUGAUGCAGUCUCUGAUGCAGACGCUGAUGCAGACGCCGAUGCAGACGCUGAUGCAGUCGCUGAUGCAGUCGCUGAUGCAGACGCUGAUGCAGACGCUGAUGCAGACGCUGAUGCUGAUGCAGACGCUGAUGCAGACGCCGAUGCAGACGCUGAUGCAGACGCUCCCUACAUCUUGA
Molecule: messenger RNA, 504 nt
Organism: Knipowitschia caucasica
Lineage: Eukaryota; Metazoa; Chordata; Actinopteri; Gobiiformes; Gobiidae
Source: the annotation of a GenBank genome assembly